AAGAAUCUGGAGCAAGAACGCAAGGUGUUCGACAAAAUGCCUGAAAGAGAAACAGGCAUGAAUGAAGAAAAUUCUUGGGGAGAAUUGGGCUUCUUCUUCUAAUGGAGUCUGCAAACCAAACAUUGGGGAAAGGAUUGUUAAUGAAAAGGUGGGUCCCACGCAAACGAAGGAAGGAAGAAAGAGCAAGGAAAAAUUCGAGCGGACUACUCUACCCAGGCCUAAUCGGAUUCAAACCGAACCCGACCCGAACACAAGGUCCGCGGAAAAGUGGACCUAACCUCUCUUGAUAGAAAAGCGCAAAAAGUCGUUGGAGAGGAGAACGAGAAGAGAAGGCGAAAGUCGUCGAAUUUGUGAUCGGGAAAAUGUUUAGCUAUACGGCGGUGGGGACCGGAGACGGCGGCGCUUUGAAAUCUGAUGAAUUCGAUAUCGAAUCCGGAGAUGCUCUGUACCCUGGAAUAGGGCACGGCGAGAAUCAGUUGCGGUGGGGAUUCAUACGCAAAGUGUAUGGAAUAUUGGCGGCGCAGAUCCUCCUGACCACAGUCAUCUCCGCCGUUACGGUUCUUUACGCUCCGAUCAAUGAUCUCUUGCGUGGAAGUUCCGGCUUCUUGCUUUUCCUCAUGUUCACCCCUUUCAUAUUAUUGUGGCCCUUGCAUGUAUAUCAACAAAGGCACCCACUGAACUUCAUUUUCCUUGGGCUUUUUACUGCUUCUUUGAGUCUUACUGUCGCCGUGAGCUGUGCAAAUGUUGAAGGACGAAUUGUUCUUGAAGCCUUGAUCUUGACAUCAGCUGUAGUAUCGGCCCUGACUGGAUAUACUUUCUGGGCUUCUAAGAAGGGCAAAGACUUCAGUUUUCUUGGACCGAUCUUGUUCACCAGCCUUUUUGUAUUGUUCAUGGCCGGUUUGAUUCAGGUUUUCUUCCCACUAGGAUCCACCAGUUCCACAAUCUACAGCUCAAUUGGAGCAAUAAUCUUCUCAGGGUACAUUGUCUACGACACUGAUAACCUGAUCAAGCGCUUCACAUAUGAUGAAUACAUCUGGGCUUCUGUCACCCUCUACCUCGAUGUUCUCAAUCUCUUCCUCACUAUUCUAAGGAUGCUGAAACAGGACAACUGAUGCUGCAACGUGCAAUUUCUAAGAUUCUUCUUUACCUGUGAAUAUAUAUAUAUAUAUAUGGUUUUUACUCUGCACUCAUACGUACUCUAUAUACGCCUAACAAAGUAUUAUCAUGAUAUUUCUGCUGCAUAAUUACUAAGUUCGCAUUUUCGUCCCAUGGAUUUGUUUUUGUAUGAAAUGAGCUGAAUAAACUUCAGCAACUAAAAUUUUACAAUAUGAAGCUUCUUUUCAAUACUAACUUCCAGUCUUUUAUCUAUGAUUCUUGCCUCUUGAUCUAACGAGCAGGACUGUAUGCAAUGGUCCCGGGGUAUUAGUCUCCUUGCUUGAGGCACGCCCGGAGAGACUCGAGGCUGAUGAGGGUGUGGACAUUGUAAGUUGGGAUUCCUAAGGUUCUUGUUUCUUUAAAUUAUUCUUGAUCCUCCUCCCCCCCCUUUUUUUUUCUUGGAAUAAUUUAUUUGGGAGGAUUUAAAAUGUGUCAAUAUAAGGAAAAGAAUGGAGUUUAAUGAGGAGAGGGAUUUUUGAAUGAAGUUUUGGAGGCAA
Messenger RNA from Andrographis paniculata, 1652 nucleotides. RefSeq names its product BI1-like protein. The record is from RefSeq and is a predicted model, not a curated record. The coding region runs from base 363 to 1112 and encodes 249 amino acids. The transcript is spliced from 6 exons. Gene Ontology annotation, cellular component: membrane. Lineage: Eukaryota; Viridiplantae; Streptophyta; Magnoliopsida; Lamiales; Acanthaceae.